Coprinopsis cinerea okayama7#130 is the source of this 3099-nucleotide messenger RNA. RefSeq lists its product as hypothetical. The coding region runs from base 1 to 3099 and encodes 1032 amino acids. The transcript has 28 exons. The record is from RefSeq and is a predicted model, not a curated record. Gene Ontology annotation, molecular function: protein binding; zinc ion binding; ATP-dependent chromatin remodeler activity. NCBI's taxonomy places the organism in Eukaryota, Fungi, Basidiomycota, Agaricomycetes, Agaricales, Psathyrellaceae.
AUGGCGACCACACAUCUUGUUGGCUAUAGCAAGAGUGUUAGAGCUCGAUGUCACGGUCCACCGCCUUGCAAGAACUCAGCCAUACUGGUUGGUGCUCUGCGGUAUGGAAAGGCCGUCGCGUCAGCGACAGGCGAACAAGUGGAAUGGCGACACUGGGGAUGCGUAACUCCAGACAUUCUAAACGAGUUGGCUCUUGUUACCGUCCACAAUAUCGUGGACUUUAACAGGCUCAAGUACGGCUCCCCUAUUCCAUCCCCAGACAGUGUUUUGACUCUUUUAAGACCCUCGGACCAGCAGAAAAUCAGUAUGGCGAUCUCCCUACGCCGGAUAGAUCCUUCGGAUAUCCCUGAAACUGCCCGGUCAGGUCAAGCCACGUCUGGUCCCCCUCCAGGACCAACGCAGCUUUCCCAAAAACGUAAAGCGGGAGCUCCUCCAACCAUACCGGCUACAAGUGUAACCGCACAGAUUCCUAGAGAUCUUCUACCUGGGAGAAGGAGAGGAGAGGAAGAGGAGGAGAAUCUUCCUAUGGAGGAAGAAGUCCGCGACGAGUUGUACUGUGUAAUGGUGACGAACGUGGUUGGGAUUCAGUAUUACAAAGGCCUUGUCGGUCCGGGAGAACAAGUGAUGCUUGUUCGGGAGCCUCACAAUAAAUAUGACGCAAAUGCCAUACAGGUCAAGAAUAUCCGAAAUGUCCAGGUUGGUCAUUUACCAAGGACCGUUGCCUCGAAGCUUGCUCCUUUGCUUGAUCGGAGGGCAGUAAACGUAGAGGGAGUGAUUAACGACGGGAAUUUGGGUGGGCGGACAGGUUAUGUGUUAUCAAUCACACUCAAAUUCUAUGCCCCGGCCGACAAGCGGGACGAACUCGAGCCCCAGCUUGUGUGGGCCACUCCGGGGCAGAGGGGUUUUCCUGCUCGCACUUCUGCCAGCAAUGCACGAGCCGCCCGUGGCGGCACGGCCAACGCCCAAGGCCGCCCCGCAGCGGGAUAUCCGUCAGUUUCACAGGGCUACGCAUCUUCUCAAGGGUACGGCUAUGCGGGUGCUUCUUCGCAGCAACGCGGACCUACCCCUACGCAACUCAAGCAACAGGAAGCCCUACGUAAGGCUGCUGAGCUGCGACAAAUGCUUGAUAGCUUGGAGAAGAUUGACGACGAAGGACGUCGAAACUCCUUACUCGACACUGUCUGUUCCAAAGACGACAUCCUCAAUAUUCCCCACCAUCCAAACCCUCCCGGGACAGCAAGUGGAGAACUCAAAGUUGAUCUUCUGAAACAUCAGUCUCAAGCCCUUCAAUGGUGUAUCGACAGGGAAAAUCCCAAACUGCCAACCAAAGAAAGUGAUCCACCUGUGCAAUUCUGGCAAUUUAGAAAGGGAAAUAACAAUACUCCGUACUAUCUCAACAUUGCCACCAAAACCCCUCAGCGAGAACCCCCCCAGCUGGGUAAAGGGGCCCUUUGUGCGGACGCCAUGGGUUUGGGCAAAACCCUCACAAUGAUUGCGUUGAUUUUGGCCACGAAGAAAGAAAACCAUCCCAAUUUUGCAAGAUCCACCCUCAUUGUUGCCCCCCUCUCUAUUCUGUCAAAUUGGGAGAAGCAAAUUGCCGAUCACUGCGUCCCGGGAGCACUCACGUCCUACAUCUAUUACGGAAACAACCGCAAUAUCAGCACAGAUGAUUUGAAGAAGUAUGACGUGGUUAUCACGACUUACCAAACGAUCACAGGUGAACAUGCCGAAAGUGCUCCUACGAGUGGCACGAAGAGAAAGAAGGUCGGUGAACGGGCCUUGUUCGAAAUAUCCUGGAAGCGUAUCAUCCUGGAUGAAGGUCAUGUAAUCCGUAACCCCAAGACGAAGAUGGCUCGCGCGGUGGUUGGACUGACUGCUGAUAGACGAUGGGUUCUCAGCGGAACUCCCAUUAUAAAUUCUCCCCGUGACCUCGGCUCAAUGUUGACCUUCCUGAGGAUUUGCCAACCUCUGGACAAUGAGGAUUUCUUCAAACGACUUCUUAUCCGCCCCUUGAAGAAUGGAGAUCCGGAAGGUGCUGAGUUGCUCAAGGCUCUCAUGAGUCAUGUCUGCAUCCGUCGUACCAAGGAGAUGCAAGACGCCAAUGGUGUUCCUUUGAUCGGCUUACCUCCUGUGGAAAUGAUCAGGGUCCCUGUCACUCUGGAUCCCGAUGCCAGACGCAUCUACGACCAGAUCGAGGAAAUUUCACAGCAGCGAAUCGAGAAGAUGAUGUCAUCCUUCGCUCCCGCCUUUGUCCAGUCAAAUGUCCUUAGCAUGCUCACCCGUCUGAGGCAAAUAGCGUUACAUCCUGGUCUGGUGCCUGGGCAGUACUUGGAACAGCUUCGCGCAGCGGAAGCGGCUGAGGGCAUGGUCGGAGAGACGCUGGAAGCUGAAGGGAUUCCCUACGUCCGCUUCGAUGGACAAAUGUCUGCCAAACGUCGGCAGGAGGCCAUAGCCCGGUUUUCCGUGCCCGUUACAGCCUCCAGCAAAGACACUAAUCCAGCUGCUGAACAGGCUCCCCCGGAAGCCGACAAUGGUCGACCAAGACGCACCACUCGCCGCAAAUCUGCGCCUACGUCCUUCGCGGUGGAUGCAGCUUUCGGUGACAGUGAUGAUGACUACAACCCUAUGAGUCAGAGCUCGGAUGUCGACGACUUCGAUGACAACGACAUGGGGGAUGUCGAACCUGAACCUUUGCUGGAUACAGGCCGUGAUGAAUCCAAUCCGCGUGUUAUGCUCAUCUCUCUCAAGGCGGGCGCGCUCGGGCUUAACCUGACGGUCGCCAACCAUGUAUAUCUCAUGGAUCCCUGGUGGCAGGAGGGAAUAGAAAGCCAGGCCGUCGAUAGGGUUAAUCGUAUUGGACAAAAGAAGCCUGUCCAUGUUUAUCAAUUGAUCGCAGAAAACACUGUCGAAUCGAAGGUCCUUGAAAUCCAGGAUAGAAAGAAACAACUCGUCAAGCAGGCAUUCUCUGGAAUUAAGAGUCGCGAAACUCAACGCCAACAGCGCGAGGCACGGCUCCAAGACUUGGUGGAAUUGUUUGGCAUUCGACGACAAACUGAACUCUCUCAGACUCGGGACGCAUCUGGUUCGGGACAGGCCUAA